AUGAUUAAAGUCUGCAUUUUUAUUCUGAAAAGCGAGCAUUCUAUCUCAAUGGAAGGAAAAAAAACAAAAAUAGGCUUUUUAAUGCUGGUUCUUUGCGCGGUGGCAAAGGCAACCGCGUAUAGUAGCUUGAAGAGCGAGCUGGAAAGGGUAAGCGAAGAAUUCUACCAGAACAUGUGGAAAGUGAUAGAUACGGAGGCGAGCAAGGCGGUGGCGCGUUGCCCGGAGAACACGCCCAAGAAUGUGCUGGUAUGCACAGCACUAAGCCAUCUUCCGCACGCAAGCCAGAUUCUGUACAACAUUCAUUGCUGGCAGGCUGCGAUCAAAGUAGAUGAAGCCACAGAGUACGAGAAAACCGCCAGAAAAUUAAUGCAGUGCGUGGUAGAUGAUGCAGUUCUGAUUUCCCGGGCGCACAAAAAGACGCCAGAAAUACUCAUUUCCGACUGGAUAAUGCUUUCGAAGAGCGGGCACCCGAACAUAGAGCAGAUAAUAUUGGAGGCAAUCAGCACGGACAAGGGCAAGCUAAUGGAAAACACCCGGGCCACCCUGGAGAACAUCAGGAAAGUCCUGAACAAAUGCAUUGAGGAGGUCCAUGCGAAAGCCCAAGCCCAAGAGAAGAACCUUGUCUCUAAUAGCAUAUAUAGGCGCAUACAUAGGCUGCUAGAGUCUAAAAAGUCCCUAUGCCUAUCCAUGAGGAGGUGCACGUUUUUCCUGGACAAUAGUGUCUAUUGGAGGAAGAAGCCCAUAUCCAUUAGAAUCGCUGUUAAAAAACUCAAUACCACUCUCCUGGGAUUUGGCUUUUCCUACAGCGCCAGCCUGAAGAAUGUCACGGAAAGCCAGCUAUUUGAGAAGUGCAGCAUGGAGGGCAAAAUCCAGCUAUUACUCGGACUUGUGCACAGUCUGGCUUGCGGGCUAGAAAGCAAAGUCAGCAACAUAAAAGAGCGCAUCAAGCUGGAGAGCAUGCGCAUACUGUUUGAAGAGCAAAAGCAUCCAAGUGCAAGACUCGUGUACGCAAUUGUCAGAAUUAUACUGAAAACAAGAGUAGACGCUGCUGCAAUAGCUAGGACGAAAAACGAAUAUAUGCCAAAUCAUGGAAACAAUGCCCUUCUAGAGGAUAUACUCUCAAUCGAUUGGAAAUGA
Nematocida major is the source of this 1137-nucleotide messenger RNA. RefSeq lists its product as uncharacterized. NCBI's taxonomy places the organism in Eukaryota, Fungi, Microsporidia. The coding region runs from base 1 to 1137 and encodes 378 amino acids. The transcript has a single exon. The record is from RefSeq and is a predicted model, not a curated record.